AUGUCGCACUCUGUCAAGCAGCCAAUAGGUCAAAAGAGACUUACCAAUGUUGCGGUUGUCCGUCUGAAGAAGAAAGGAAUUCGUUUUGAGGUGGCUUGCUACAAGAACAAAGUGGUGAAUUGGAGGAACGAAGUUGAGAAAGAUUUGGAUGAGGUGCUUCAGACCACCACCAUCUUCAAUAACGUCAGCAAGGGCAUUCUGGCCAAGCGAGAAGACCUGGUGGAUGUCUUCGGCACGGAUGAUGAAGAGAAGAUCUGCGUCAGGAUCUUGGCUGAAGGGGACAUGCAGGUGUCAGACAAGGAGAGGGAUGUGGAGCUGUCCAGCAUGUUCAAGGAUGUGGCGAGCAUCAUUGCAGAGAAGUGCGUCAAUCCGAAUACACAGCGGCCCUACACCAUCUCCAUGAUCGAGCGUGCUCUGAAGGACGUCCACUUCUCAGUGGAUCCCAAGCGCGGUGCAAAGCAGCAAGCUCUACAUGCGCUUCAGCAGCUGAAGGAGAAAUUGCCCAUAGAGCGCGCCAGGAUGCGGUUGAGACUUCAGAUACCAGUCACAUGCAGGAACGACUUGAUGCAGCUCUUGGCCAGCCAACAGGCGACCAUAGAGUCUGAAGACUUGGCCCUGCACAACAGCCAGCUGACAGUGACAUGCCUGGUGGAUCCGGGAGCCUUCCGCAGCCUGCACACCUUUGUCCAGAGCUCCUGCGACGGGGAGGGCAGAAUGGAGGUAGUGUCACUGGCAGCCACUGAGGAG
Coccomyxa subellipsoidea C-169 is the source of this 747-nucleotide messenger RNA. RefSeq names its product Shwachman-Bodian-diamond syndrome. The record is from RefSeq and is a predicted model, not a curated record. NCBI's taxonomy places the organism in Eukaryota, Viridiplantae, Chlorophyta, Trebouxiophyceae, Coccomyxaceae. The transcript is spliced from 6 exons. The annotation marks the transcript as partial. Gene Ontology annotation, biological process: ribosome biogenesis; cytosolic ribosome assembly.